Molecule: messenger RNA, 123 nt
Organism: Funneliformis mosseae
Lineage: Eukaryota; Fungi; Glomeromycota; Glomeromycetes; Glomerales; Glomeraceae
Source: the annotation of a GenBank genome assembly
AUGGUUAAAACAGCUGAAAGGCACAUAGCAUUAUUUAAUCAUAUACAAAUAAAUACGAAAAAAGUGGGAAGAGUAUCAUCACUUAGUUCUGAUGAGACAGAGAAUUGCUUAUUCCAUAUUUAA